CGCGUGGAGGAAGUGGACAUCUUGUUGAUAGAGCCCGGUGUUAACAUCACCAGUGGGUGUAACUAGAAUAGGCUACUAUUUAUCUAUUGUAAUAAUUUUUAAUAAAAUCACCGAUUUGUAAAAUGGACGAUACAUACGAUGUCAUUGUUAUGGGCACAGGGCUCAAGGAGUGUAUUUUGAGUGGUAUGUUGUCAGUAUCUGGAAAGAAAGUUCUUCAUCUGGAUAGAAAUGCUUACUAUGGAGGAGAAAGUGCUUCUUUAACACCCUUAGAUCAGGUAUACCAGCACUUUGGAAAACCAGUUGUUGGUGACAAGUAUGGUCGCGGAAGAGACUGGAAUGUUGAUCUCAUUCCCAAAUUCUUGAUGGCUAAUGGUCAGCUUGUGAAACUGCUCAUUCACACUGGUGUCACUCGCUAUCUGGAGUUCAAAUCAGUGGAUGGUAGCUAUGUCUACAAAGGAGGGAAAAUCUACAAGGUGCCUGCUGAUGAGAAGGAAGCUCUUGCCUCAUCCCUGAUGGGUAUAUUUGAAAAGCGUCGCUUUAAGAAUUUCCUUCAGUUUGUUCAAGACUUUGACAUCAAUGACCCUAAAACAUGGAAGGGUGUUGAACCUACUGUACCUGCUAAGCAGUUGUAUGAAAAAUUUGGCCUUGACGCCAAUACUCAAGACUUCACAGGCCAUGCUUUAGCAUUAUUUAGGAAUGACAAGUACAUGACAGAACCCUGUACUCAGCUUGUGAAGAAGUGCCGACUGUAUAGUGACUCUUUGGCAAGAUAUGGCAAAUCACCUUACCUGUAUCCUCUGUAUGGUCUGGGAGAACUGCCUCAAGGCUUUGCCAGGUUGAGUGCUAUUUAUGGUGGUACCUACAUGUUGGACAAACCAAUUGACCACAUUGUCAUGGAGGAUGGCCAUGUUGUGGGCGUGUCUGAUGGCAAAGAUACUGCCAAAUGCAGUAUUGUGGUGUGUGACCCAACCUAUGCUAAGGACAGGUGUAAAAAAGUAGGCCAGGUUGUUCGUGCAAUUUGUAUUCUGAAUCAUCCAAUAGAAAACACCAAGGAUGCCCAGUCAGUUCAAAUUAUCAUCCCCCAGAACCAGGUCAAUAGGAAUGAUGAUAUCUAUGUGUGCAUGGUGUCCUCGGCACACAAUGUUUGUGCCAAAAACUAUUACCUGGCCAUUGUGGCUACAACCGUAGAGACUAAUAACCCAGAGGCUGAGCUCCAGCCUGGUCUAGAUUUGCUGGGUCCAAUAGAAGAAAAGUUUGUGAGUGUAGUUGACUUGUUUGUCCCUAGUGAUGAUGGCAAAGAAAGCAAGAUAUUUAUUUCCAAAUCCUACGAUGCUACAACUCAUUUUGAAACCACAUGUGAUGAUGUGCUGGACAUCUUCAAACGCAUCACCGGGGAGGACUUUGACUUCUCCAAAGUUAAACACACAGAUGUGGAGGCUGUAGGGGAAUAAAGCCAUUGUUCUAACCUGUCAUUUUAUAUGUCUUCAAACAGCAGUGUUUUAACUCUUUGCUUGCAAGCUAGAGUCAUACAUUUUAGUAGUUUCUCAAAUAUUUUUUUUUAAGUGAAGUAUAAAAUUCCUAAUGGAAAUGACUUGAACAAAUUGUCCACCAUUUUGUCAUUGCUUUGCGGUCUUGUAUUCUAGGUAGAUUUUUAAUUUAAGCUGGUUUUUUUUUUUUUUUUUUGUGUAUGGACAACUUACACUGGACCAAGGUUUGGUUUCAUUGAAAACACUUAAGUCUACAUCAAAUUAUUUCUGUUUGAAUGAUCUAUUAUUAAAUAUAUACAUGUCGACAAAAGUAAACAAACAAAAAAAAAUGUAAAAAGACAACCAAAAAAAAAUGUGUUAAUUUUGCUCUUGUGCUAAAUGGCUUUUGAACACUGCACUGUGUAGUCUUGACAAAUAUUUUUUGUACAAUACAGUGUUAAUUAUUUUUUUUUGUCUGUUAAUAUCUUCUUAAAACUGUUCACUCUGUGGAAGAUAGUUGGAAGUCUAGUUGGUGUAGUGAUUGAUGGUCAUUUGUUUCCCCACCAUGAUUGCUGUCUACUUCUUUCUUUCUCUCUGGUGGACAGAACUACUCAGUGUCUGAGACAUUCUACAUGUUAACAGCAAUGCUGUUGAAUAUUUUUUUUUUUUUUUAAAUUGUUAGUUCAUUUAUGUUUGGGGUCAAGCAUGGCAUUUUGCAGUGAGCACAUUGGACAUUAUUUGUUGGAAGUAGCUAUACAUUUUAUAAACUUCUUCUUGUACAUCUUUAUGUAUUUUUUUUAUGGCUUGACUUGUCCAUCUUUAGUCUGUGCACACAUAGUGACAAAGUUUGUCUCAUUUGUUUUAGAUUUUUUUUAUAUUUUUUUUGGAAAUAACUUGUGUUAAUGGCAUAAAUCUGGAAACUUAAUACACCAACAACAAAAACUAAAGACAAUUACAUUCCUUAUUCAAGUGAUGACAAUGUUUCAGUAGUAUAUCAUUCAUUUAAUUACUAAUAGUUAAAAAUACUUAUGUUGGCUUUUUCAAAAUCUAGAUGUAAUAUAUGGUUUUAACUUUAUUGUUGUUAAAUUUCAAUUCUGUUAAAGAAACAAAAAAAUCUGGGUUUAUUUUAAGCAUCAUAUUUUGGGGAAUCUGUUUUUCAAAAGACUGUUUGACAUAUAGGUAUAGACAGUAGCUUGACUGAUACACAUCUCAUCUGCCUGGUACUAAUGGUAGAAGUGUCUUUCACUUGGUGACCAAAAUUCUUGAAUGGCUAACAUAGUCUACUUGCUGCAGGACUUCUCAAUGUGAUGUUUCAUUUAUGUACUGUAUUAUUUACCAGAUUUAUUUUUGUGUCCAUUUAUUUGCAAAGCUCAAUGAUAAUGGGAUUUCUCCCCGCGGCCCCCUUUUCCCAUUUUUUUUAUGUUCACAUAAUAUUUGUUGACAUGACCUAAGAGGACAAACAUUUUUGUUAAUGGCCCCUGCUUUGCAUAUAUAUAUAUAUAUAUACACACACUUAGUAUACCCACUGGACUUGCAGUAUUGAUAACAGGUUUAGCUUUUUUGUUUGGUCUGCUGGAUACAAUGGAGUAGUACAAGGUUUUUUUUUUUUUUUUCUUCCAUAAAAUGAUUUUUUUUUUUUUUUUGCUUGUGUUUUUGACACAAAUAUUUGUAGAAAUUACUUUUUGAAUUUAAUGGGCUGAAAAGAGAUUUCAAUGAUGAAAUAGAUUUAGGUGCUUUUUGAAUCUUUGAGGAGGCUGUAGCACAUCCCCACAAAAUAAUAUCUGUUUGGGAAAGUUGGACUAAAUAUCAAUUCUAGUCUCUAACGAACGGCUAGUGGAGAUUUUUGACAGAGGAAUUAUUGGGUUUGCAUUUUGUAUGUGUUUCGUAUCAUGUGCAGUGCUGGGGCAUUUGUAUUUGUUCAUCCUUCUAGUUAGAACACAAAUGGAAUUUUUUUGUUGUUGUUCAUUUUUGUUUUGUUUCAUUGUCUUGAUUAAAAGUGAUAAUUUGUGAUUUUCAAUUCUACUGUAGAUGUUUGAAUGUUGAACUUGUGUGCAAUGCAGAAAAUAUUAUUGUUUCAAUAUUUAUCAUUGGCUGCUCUAGGGUCACAUAUUUUAUGUUGCAAGACUGUACUAUUGGUUUGUUAGCUUUGAUUAGCCUCCCUGUAACUCUGAUUUUGAAAACAUUGGAGUGGAAAAUUUUUUUUUUUUUUUUCUUUUUGGGCUUGAGAUUUUUUUUUUUUUAAAUUAAAUGCUGUCAAUAUUUUUUGUAUUUUGAUGAAAUAAACUGUGUAAUUGUUUCACAAAUUUCCCCACCCUUUAAGUUCUUUGAUUUAUGUAGGUCAGUUGCUCUUGUUGUUUUUGUAUCCUUUAUUUGAAUUAAAUCUCUUACAAUAACUACA
Messenger RNA from Biomphalaria glabrata, 3864 nucleotides. RefSeq names its product rab GDP dissociation inhibitor beta-like. Gene Ontology annotation, molecular function: Rab GDP-dissociation inhibitor activity. Gene Ontology annotation, biological process: protein transport; vesicle-mediated transport; small GTPase-mediated signal transduction. The record is from RefSeq and is a predicted model, not a curated record. Lineage: Eukaryota; Metazoa; Mollusca; Gastropoda; Planorbidae. Gene Ontology annotation, cellular component: cytoplasm. The transcript has 11 exons. Bases 123 to 1451 code for a protein of 442 amino acids.